AACUGAACACAGUUCAAUAAGAGUAGAAUUCUGUCUGUCGUUGUCUCACGAUCAGAGACGGCCCCAUCCACACACACACACACACACAUCCCUCCCUUCCUUUGUACACCUACUGCACUGCACUACAUAUCGAUCUGCUGUCUGCGCAUGACGUCUCUGUGCCCCCCACUCACAACCGCCUUCCUCAGCCCCGCAUUCGGCAAGACAUCCGGCAGCCGGCCGAACUUCAUGUAGAACACCUUUGGCCCUUCUUCCUGCAUGGCCUCCUCCUCGUCGAUGUCGCACUCGAUGCGCGCCUGCAGCCGCUUGGCCACUUCCUCGACAGACGGCAGUGCGAGAUCCCUCUUGGCGCCAUCCACUCGCUCCAUCUCGUGCGCUCGGACCACCUUGAGCGAGUCGAAGAUAGAGGGCGGCGGGCCAGCGGCAAAGCCGUCAUGGUAGGAGCCGUAGUAGCGCAUGAACUGGUGCUGGUGCAAGAGAAUGCGCGACGAGUCGUUGGGGAGGGGCGGGGCGGCGAUAAGCUGCGGCAGAUAGAAACCCUUCUCCUUGCUGUCAGUGGUGGUGCCGUCUCUGUUGGCGGCUGCCUCGUCUUCUUGUUCCUUCAAUCUCUUCUGUUUGGCGGCCUCCUUGGCCUUGAGCUCCUCCUCAGUGUAGUCCCACAUGGUGACCCUCCUUAGCCUCGCCAGCUCAGCCGCCUCCUCGUCAGUCAGAUUCAGCUCCUGCAGUCGAUCCCCAUCGGCGAUCCGCUCGUCGGCCUCACGCACCUUCUCGUCAGCCGACCGGUCCGUCUCGUGGAUGGCAAUGCGGCGGUCUCGGUACCUGAAGGUGUUGGCGUUGAAGAACUGCUUUGUGUCGCGGCCCUUGAUGGGCAGCCCGUAGGAGGGGUCCAGCUGGGUGGCGUAGUGGGGGUAGGGGAGGCAGCUGUAGAACAGGGGGGGCGACUGCCGCCGGAUGGUCGACAGGACGUCGUAGGUGAGGAACUCGCUGUCCGUCACGAUGUGCAGCUCGGCGUUGUCCAUCAUGGUGGCCGCCAGCGACUUGAGGAACUUGGUGCGGAUCAGGCGAGACUGCAGGGUGCGCAGCGGGUGGCGCGUCCGCUCCGUCUCCUUGUCGGUGGAGGGGUAGUUGACGUACGCAGCCCUCACGAGCUUCUCGGGGAUCAGCCUGUGCAGGCAGAAGGCAUCUGCACAGAGGAUCCGCACAUUGGGGAACCGCACAAGGGCGUCGGGGUGCACCUGGAACGCCCUGACCAGACCGAUGGAGCGACCGAACACACACAUGUGUGCACGCCAAUAUCCCGCUGGCUGCGUGUGUCUACCUGCAGCAUUUGUGCAGUGCAUUGAAGACUCUCCUGUAGUCGUUGUCGAUGGCAAUCCAGUUCUGGUCGGGGUUGUGCAGGGCGUGGUGCAGCGCGAACUCGGCGUCCCCACACCCGAUGUCCAGAUAGCACUCCUCGCCCUCGCGGAAAUACCACUGCUCAAGUGCCGGAGCCAUCCCAGAUCUGAACCAAACACACACAGAGCCACAUUUGCCAGUGCAGUGCAAUGCAGAACAUCCCACCAUCCAUCAGUGUGCGUACCCGUCUCUUCCAAACAGGAGCCCAGGAGGGUCCCACAGGUAGAACUGGGUCAUCUCUGCCCGGUGCAGGUACCACUGCCUCAGCUGUUGGUUGAAGAGCCGCUGCAGGGCGGUGAACGCAUUGGCCGAGUGAACACUCAUCGCAGCUGCACAAGACGGAUUCGGCAGAUCAACAGCAAAAGGACAUAGAGCAGGCAAUGGAGAAGACGGGAAGCUCAACAGAGAACGACGGAGGGAUGUGAAGAGGACGCACCUUU
This is a messenger RNA of Vitrella brassicaformis, 1835 nucleotides long. Lineage: Eukaryota; Vitrellaceae. The record is from the annotation of a GenBank genome assembly.